UGUAGAGCGUGGUGGGAUGAUGUGUGGUUGAGGGGUAGCUGGAGGAGGCUAACGGGGCAUGACUGCCCUGCCACACCCUCGGGAUGUGGUCCCCGAGGGAAGGGGUUAAAGCUGAAUUUGCUGUGGGAACCAGGGUUGGAAAUGAGGUGACUGCUGCCUAGCUCUGGUUUUGCUUGGGAUUUGCUGGAGCACUGUAAAGGUUUACUGCCAGGAUUAUCAGGAAAUACCUGCUUUGGAGGUCGUCAGCAGGACGUCUUCAGGAACCAUGAAGAAAUUGUGAUUAUAACAAGGAGUAAAAGCUGGGAAAAACGUUUUUCUAGUUGAGUCUCAGGAAAUGGAUGGCACUGCUGUUGUCCUUUGUCUUGUUUUGCAAUUAAUGCAAGAGGUAAAAGCAUCUGUUGGGAACUGCAUUCCCAGAAAAACAGUAAAAUACCAAACUCUAAAUGCAGAAAUGUUUGUGAAGGAAGGCUUGUCCAAUGUCUCUGCUCUCCUUGUGGAUGAAGAAACUGAUAGGCUGUUUGUUGGAGGCAGGGAUGUAAUAUCUGCCCUUGAUUUGAAUAACAUUUCCAGAGAAACUGCCAGGGAACACUGGUUCGCUACGCAGGAAAGACAACUGGAAUGUAUUCGUAGAGGCAAGGACAAGAUAAGGUGCCAAAACUACAUCCUCGUCCUGCGUAAGAUCAAUGAUUCCCACCUGUAUGUCUGUGGGACAAACGCCUAUCACCCGCUGUGUGACCACAUGGUUAUCCAGAGGACAAAGAUGCAUUUGCAAGGAAGAGCUGAAGAGAGCAGAGGGAAAUGUCCUUUUGAGCCAACUCUGAAAUAUGCAGCUGUUUUUGUAGAUGGGGCAUUUUACUCAGCUACUUCAAAUAAUUUCUUGGGAACAGAACCUAUAAUACUUCGCAGCAUGCAAAAUCCUGUAAGAACAGAAUUUAAAACGUCUUGGCUAAAUGAACCAAGCUUUGUUGGCAUGGAAAUAGUACCUGAAAGUGAGUUUAGUCCAGAUGGAGAUGAUGAUAAAAUUUAUGUGUUCUUCACUGAAACAGCUGUUGAGUUUGAAUUCUAUGACAAGAUUCUGGUGUCCAGAAUUGCCCGAAUCUGCAAAGGUGACCUUGGUGGGAAGCGCUUACUGCAGAGAAGAUGGACUUCGUUUUUAAAAGCCCGACUUUCCUGCUCCAUUCCAGAACUCGACUUCCAUUUCAAUAUCAUUCAGGACAUCUUUUUCCUUAGGAGAGAGAAGUGGCAGGACAGCAUCUUCUACGGAAUUUUUUCCCAGCAGUGGGGCAGGUUGGACAUAUCAGCUGUGUGUGCAUACAGCAUGGCAGGCAUUCAGGAAGCCUUCUCCAAAGGAAGCUACAGGGGCCCCAUAGCUGUGGAGCAUUCCCACGUUAGAUGGAUGGCGUUUAGAGGAGAGGUGCCAGUUCCACGUCCUGGUGCUUGUAUUGAUAAUUUUGCCCGGAAUCUGGGGUAUAAUACAUCUUCUGACCUGCCUGACAAAGUCCUGCAGUUUGCUAGAGAUCACCCUCUGAUGGAUGGCUCUGUAAAUCCAGUUGGUGGUAGGCCAGCACUGCUGAAGAGGAGCUCAAACUACACCAGGAUUGUGGUAGACAGAGUUACUGGCCUGGAUAAGCAGACCUACGAUGUUAUGUUUCUAGGAACAGAUGAUGGAUAUUUGCAUAAAGCUCUCAAUUGCGAUGGAGAAAUGUUCAUUGUGGAAGAGCUGCAGCUGUUUCUGUCCCCUGAGCCUGUGCAGUUCCUGCAGCUGUCUGCUAAAAAGGGGAUGCUCUAUGUGGGGUCCCUGUCUGCAGUGCUGCAGCUUCCAGUUUCGGGCUGCCAGCGCUACAAGCACUGCUUGGAUUGCGUCCUGGCCAGGGACCCGUACUGCGCCUGGUCUCAGGCUGCCCGUGCGUGUGUUCUGCUGCCACAUCAGCCUGCUGAUACACAGAAUUUAAUUCAAAAUGUGAAAUAUGGGGAUGCUUCCGGCUGCCUUAGUGCAGAGAAUGAUGUGAGAAAACACCUCUUUACUCUUGGAAACAAUGUUCAUCUUCAAUGUGUUCCUCUUUCAAAUCUGGCAAGAGUAGUGUGGAAGUUCAAUGGGAGCCGAAUUCAGGAUAAGGACUCUAAAUACCUCCUGUAUGAUGGAGGAAUAGCAAUACUUAAUGCGACAGCGGCUGAGACUGGAUUCUAUGAUUGCCUCUCAGUAGAGACAUCCAGAGCAAAGGAAUUCUUUAUCACUGUGGCCCGUUAUGCCCUGUAUGCACAGCAGAGUACAGAGAAGGCAAAUGUUAAUGCUGCAACAGAUGGCAAUAACGAAGGAGAAGCUGUGGGAUUUCAGUCCUCAGUAUCAACUUAUUUACUGAAAGACGCACCAAAACAGAAAUUUGUGGGCAGCCAAAAGGAGAAUCUUGUUUUAAAACUCCUGGGUGCAGGUUUUGCUCUUCUUUUCUUUUUCUUGUUCAUUUGGAAUUUCUACAAGGGCCAUUUAUCUCUGCCUUGGAGGAUCGGAGAGACCAGCUCCAAAGACACCAAUGUAGACUUGGAAAAUCCAGAACUGACCACAGAAAGAUCAGGGGCUGUAAGAGAGAGUUCAGCAGUACAAGCAGACGUGCCUUUUCUUAAUGAAUAAAUGCUUGUGAGUUUUCCUCAAGGAGUGCAGCGCAGUGCAGUGUGUGCAGCUCGUGGAGCUGCUUGCUUCAGAUGAGGUUUCCUGCUAAGGAAUGUGGAAUGUCAAUUUGGGUAGGAGUCAGAAGCUCAGAACUGAAGGUUUCAAGCAGCAUUUGUGUGUCGCACAGUCGUGUUAGCAGCUGGUACUUUUAAAAGCAAAAUGCCUUUUGGACACAUUAGAACCAUAAGAAUAAAUUUUUUUUUAAUCAAAAAUUGACACUGAUCCACUUUUUUGUGUUGUUGGAGUCGCCCAAUUACAGAAGUUAAUACUUCAGAAGCUAAUAAUACUUAGCAUUUAGUGCCUUUCACCUUCAGACUUUGUGUUUAAUCUACGAAUAGCAACUAAUUAAGUCUCCCAAUGCCCCGAGAGGUUGCUACUACCCUCAUUUUUCAUCAGGUUAGAUUACUUGUCACUGACCAUAGUAUUGGUGUCAGAUCCAAUGCUUUGUUAGAAGUCCCUGAGUCGUCUUCACAUCUUUCUCUGUUUUCCUCUCUUUUCUCUUUAUUUAACUGUUUUUAAAACUUCCCAUACGUUUAUUUUUCUAAUGUGCUUUUAGUGAUACUAUGAUGCAUCUUUUCUGUGCAGAAGAGUCGUGAACUGACGUAAAUACUGCCUAAAUUGUUGCAGAUUUAUUGCUAAGGUUUGGUCAGAACUCAAGCUGUGCAGCUCCUUUUGUUAAAGGGGCUGAAAGUUGAAUUGCAAGUUGCAUUGAAAAGUUGAGCAUUUUUUUUCUGAAAGUCUUUUUCAUUUUUCAAAUAAAAGUUCUCUUACAUUUUCUUGUUUGGCAAAUAACACGGAUUCUCUGCCUUUGGAUUCCUGAAGAGAAGGCUGUGCUGCCUCACCCAGAGCGUGGACAAGAACUCUGAAAUGGACAUCUGAAAAUUAAAGACUGUUCUGUUGGUGAGCUGUGCUGCCUGUCAGUAACUACCAGCGCAGAGCAGAAACUGCAUCUGAGGGGCUCUGAAGUGUCUCGGAGUUUGAAAGGGAAGCGACUUCCUUGCAGGGUUCUGUUACCUGUAUUCCUUCUCCCUCCCUGCAUUUUAUGGCAAUUAACGAUGCAGAUGGGACGUGAUGUGUGAUAACGUAGGAAGUGAUCGAAAUUUCCAUGCUUCCCUCUGGGAACGCAGUCGUUUCCCUCAGUGGAAGGAGAUGCAGAUGGAAUACAGAACCCCAUUUCAGAAAAUCCUCACAAGGCUACCAGCGUUUGGUUUUAGUUCAAUUCCUGCUGAUCUAAUUACCCUAAUUUAAACGUGUAAAAUAAUUAGCUUCAAGGAGUUGCAGAUAAGUUGCCGUUAACAGGUCGAUAUGAAAGAUACUGUGCCCUACUUUCAUUAGUAUCCUCAGUGCAGUUCAAGUCCUUGUGUCGUUGGUUCCCAUGUUGCACAUAGGAAGGGCAGAGAACAGCAAGCAGGAGCGUUGCUGGUGCUCAGUAUUGCUGGGGCAGAGCUGGAGCUGCUGGUUCCAUUGCCAGCUCAAAGCAUCUGCAGCUGCUCCAACUCACGUCCUGCCCUCACUCAUCUGAGCACAGCACAGCACUGGGCAAACAUUCCUUCCCCACAGCUCCCAACACAGCUCAGCUCUCCUGGUUCCAGCAGUCUGUGCUCGUAGCUGCUGCCAUCGUUUCAAGCAGAGCUCGGACUUCAUCUGAUGUUACGCUUAAAAUUUUUGGCAGCAAACUGUAGCCCCAAAUGUGAGCAAUAGCAGAGAAGACAUGGGAGACAAAGAAUUACACCUGCCUCAGUAAAACUCCCUUUUAAAUGCCUUAGGGAAAAGAGUGGAGUUGAAAUGCUGAAAACAGAGCAUGAAGUGUUGGUAUCGCUCGUGUUUGUGCUGUUAAUAUUGAGUUACAGCACUGCUCCCACCUUUUAUUGCAAAAUUACUCGUACAAAGCUUACUACUUUGGUGCAAGUUCUAAAAUGGUUAAUGCAUGGAGAAAUUAAUGCACAGAACUGCAUGGGAUUAACAAAAUCUCUCUUGGGAACAUUUCCCAUUAAAGUGCCCUGAUAAGUAAAGAGCAUAAAUGAGGUGGGGAUGAUCCAGCAGCGUCACUCAGCAGCGCUGUCUGCUUAUGAGAGGCUUCGUUAGAGUAGUGGGAUGUUUUAAGGUGAUGCAGGCAUUUGUGGGAGCUGAGCAGUGGUGUUCAGUGAGGAUCUGAGUGGAAUGCUGGAGGAAAUGCAGGAAUGCUGUUGUGCCAAAGCCACGCUUCAGGUUCAUUACUGGACCUGCUCUAAAAACCUGUAAAACUGCAUGUGUGCUCAUGCACUCAUCCACAGCCUCACAGUUACUGAUGUAAUUUACUUAAAGCUGAGAAUAACUGCAGGCAGUAGAACCGAUUCACCCUGCCCACUGCAGUUGAUACCACUCCACUCUGAUCUGUCACAAGUGACAAAAUACGCGGUGCUCACAAGCAGGCCUCCAUCCUGUUUGUCUUACAUGUGGGAACGCUGGGCUGGGUGCACUUUGGGCCUUGCCUACAGAACAGCUGCUGUGUGUAGAAUCUCUACUCUGAGCUGUUGGAUAGAGGCUACAAAAGAGCAGGUGUGAAAUACCCAUUCCUGGAUGGGCCUUCUGCUGCCUUCAGCAGGCCGGAUCACUGCUGUGUCUGCCCUUGUGGUUGGAAAUGCUGCUUUUCCCCAGGCUGACCUGUUCAGCUCCUGCUCCCAGCCCUCAGGCCGUGCUGUACCUGUGCUGGCUCAACUGGAAAGCACUUGUUCAAAGUUUAUUUCUGCCGGGGAGCUUUUAUGGCUGCGUUAGAGUCACGCUGUAUGCUUUUCUUUGAUGAAUGGAUUGCAGCACUUUGAUUCUUUCAAAAUGGAGCAGUUCUUUCUCAUGGCUUUGCUGUGAGCCCUCUGCUGUUGUUCAGUGAGCUGGGCACCUCUCUGCCCCUGGGUACCUCAGCCGAGAGCUGUGUCGGCUCCUUGGGCUGCAGCAGCACGCUGGCACUGCCUGCUCUCUACCGAGGCUCCUUCCCCAGGCCUGCCCAGCAUCCCUUCUUCCCGGGGUGUUUCACUAUUUCCUGAGAGUAUUCGUGCCAUGUGUUAACUUUCUGCUUGUAUGAACUGUAUCAUGAAAGACAGAACAAGGAGUGACCUGUUUGUGAUAGAAUAUAUCUAGACUAAGAUUGCAGGGGAUUUUUGUUUGCUUUUUGGUUGUUUUUUCUUUUUUGGGGGGUAGAGGGGGGGCUAUUGUUGUUUUUCUUUUCCCUGUGGGUAGCCAGAGCCCCUUCAGUACCCCUGAUCCAGCAGUGGUGCCCAGCUGUGGCACUGAGCUGUGCCCGCUGUGCCCGCGUUGCUCGGCAGCGCCCAGCUCUGCUCGCUGUGCCCGGCAGGUGGUGCCGCCGAGCCGGCGCCGGCCCCUGGAAUAAAGUCGAGAGAAGGAGCGGAGAAAUGUGACCGAGAUGGGGCAGUUGGUGAAGGGAGGAAGCGAAUAGGAGAGAGAGAGAAAGAAAAAAAAAAAAACCGAAAAACUACAACACGAGAGAGAACAAAGAAA
This is a messenger RNA of Lagopus muta (rock ptarmigan), 6157 nucleotides long. Its product is annotated as semaphorin-4D-like. The coding region runs from base 335 to 2626 and encodes 763 amino acids. The transcript has 15 exons. Lineage: Eukaryota; Metazoa; Chordata; Aves; Galliformes; Phasianidae. The record is from RefSeq and is a predicted model, not a curated record. Gene Ontology annotation, molecular function: chemorepellent activity; semaphorin receptor binding. Gene Ontology annotation, biological process: axon guidance; neural crest cell migration; negative chemotaxis.